Molecule: messenger RNA, 1300 nt
Organism: Truncatella angustata
Lineage: Eukaryota; Fungi; Ascomycota; Sordariomycetes; Amphisphaeriales; Sporocadaceae
Exons: 1
Coding region: 298-1224 (308 amino acids)
Molecular function (GO): protein binding
Source: RefSeq, a predicted model, not a curated record
GGCUGAUUGAAGGAAGGUAGCCCCAGCUGUUGAUAAAGUCGUCCGCUAAAUUUGAAUUUCCAGAGGGGCUCUCUUGAUGGAUUUAGCGCUCCGUAGUGGUCCUUAUUUAGUGAGUCUCAGCGGAUUCAGCACUUAAGUGCCUGAAGAUAGUUCUGCUCUCAGCUGGGAGUGGACCGUUUCAGCUGGCUAUACAAAAUCAAGCGGGCGAAGACUUUUGGUAGCGACAUCCGUAGUGGUCCAACAUCCGUCCAACAGUCAAUUGCUAGCUACACACACUAGAACACUACGGCACUCAGGAUGGCUCGACCUACGUUACCACUUCGAAGACGAAGAGACACGGUAGAAGGCCCGGCCCCAAGGCGUCCGUUUCAUCAGCAUUCCACCGUAAUUGAAGACGCCUGGGCCAUCACCGAGAUCGCCGAGAACAUCUUGGCUCGUCUGCCCAUGAAGGACCUCCUCUUGGCUCAGAGAGUUUCUUCCGGCUGGAGAGAGCUCAUCAGCAUCUCGCCAGUCCUACAAGAGCUUCUAUACAUGCGACCAAGACAGCCUGGACCAGCUCAGGAGAUUUUGCCCGAUGGCACGCCGAUACGUGAUUUUAACCCGCUCCUCGUAAAAUACAUGCCUAUGUGGUUCUCUAAACGUAAAGACGCUUCGAACCAGUGGAUCAUGCAUGCCCCGUGGGCCCGGACAGUUUCGAGACUGACAUUCCUCCGCCGCGACGCGAGCUGGCGGCGAAUGCUCCUCGCACAGCCGCCAUUUACCGUGUUCGAGGGCGUCCAGCAGUGGCACGUUUAUGGUGCCGACUCGCUGGCCGUCGGCUGCCUCGAGCUCCCGGACGGCGUGCGCAUGGGCCUGGCCUACGACACAGCCGUAGCGUCCGUCGAGGGCCCGAGUAUCGGAAGCAUUCCCGUCUCCUUCUACACUCUUAUGGACGGGAGAACCUCCCAUUGUGCUCGAGGCCAGAAGGCGAAGAAUGAAUGGGAGAUGCCGGAGAGGAUAUUCGGAGGCAUAGACAAGUUCACGUUAAUCACCCAAAGCGAUGGAGGGCACUUGCAGCUAGAUCAUGAAACCCGCAGGAAAAUUGAGCUGCAACAUCGUGAGUAUACUAGCGUAGGAUCUGAGCCCGCCAAGAUUGUGCUUCGCAAGGUCCCCCGGAUUGUUAAGUAUCCUGGAUCCCUUUAUACGUGGUGGACUGACGAUGGUUAUAUAGAAGCUAAUGAAUAGUUGCUGAUUGGUUCCUGUAUCUCGACGGUUCAUGUCUUACACCAACAUGUUUCUAGCGCUCUAACCUUAAUAUGCU